Molecule: messenger RNA, 867 nt
Organism: Daphnia pulicaria
Lineage: Eukaryota; Metazoa; Arthropoda; Branchiopoda; Diplostraca; Daphniidae
Exons: 2
Coding region: 105-848 (247 amino acids)
Source: RefSeq, a predicted model, not a curated record
UUUCGUUCGUACUGCAACAUUUCUGUAACAGUCCAUUGACGUCAGGAGCGAAGGCACAAAAGUUGGAAUUGAAAGUGUUUUAUUGCGAUUCUUAAUGCCUAGUGAUGUCCGAUUUUGGUAGCGCAUUUUCACGGUGUGGUCGAUUAGGUAUCAUAUUUGUUUAUUGCUGGCUAUCCGGACAGAAUUGGUCGUGUUGUUAUUGUUGCCUAUCAAAUUACGGUUCCAAGACGACAACCAAAUCAAACGUAUACUACAACCAAACUCAAACUUCAACAUUCCCAAAAAUUACGUCAACAGCUUUGCCAACAACUACGCUAACAACUGAGUCUGCAACUGCGUCUACAACAGCGUCCACAACUGAUCCAUCUUUUAAACCGCAAAUUCAGACAACAGCAAAUGUUCAACUGUCGUCGGGGGAAUUAUCAAACAAAUCUGAUAGUCAAGCAAACAUGCUAAUAAUUAUUAUUCCAUCUGUAGCACUCAUAAUUUUACUGAUUGUGGGAGCUAUACUGAUACAGAAAAAAUGUCAAACGAGAAGAAAGGACAAAGAAACUUCUGAAGUGGAGAGCGACCAACAGCAACAGCACGCAAUCGAUUAUGAUAAUCUGAUUCAAUCAACAAAUUCAAUACGAUUGGAUCCGGAAGGCAAAUGUUUUUACGAGAACAGUGUGGCUGAAUCACCAGCAAUCGAACUGCAAUCAAUCAGCAGUCCCGUGUAUGCCACUUUAGAGUUUCUUCCGAAUAAUUCCAUAGUUGAAGACUAUGCUAACACUUUUCGUUCAGUACAGUUUCUAAAUGGGGACAUUUCCACCACAUAUGCUGAAAUAAAUUUCAAGUCCAGUGAAUAAACGUCAUUAAAAAAUUAAA